AUGGAUCUGGCGCUGAGAAGGUGUCUUCUCCAUUUAGUUGUGGUGGGUGCUCUGCUGGCUGUGGGGGCCACAGAAGGACCCAGAGACCAGGACUGGCUUGGUGUUUCAAGGCAGCUCAGAACUAAAGCCUGGAACAGGCAGUUGUAUCCAGAGUGGACAGAAUCCCGGGGUCCUGACUGCUGGAGAGGUGGCCAAGUGUCCCUUCAGGUCAGUAAUGACGGGCCUACGUUGAUUGGUGCAACUGCCUCCUUCUCUAUUGCCCUGCACUUCCCUAAAAGCCAAAAGGUACUGCCAGAUGGACAGGUUAUCUGGGCCAACACCACCAUCAUCAAUGGGAGCCAGGUGUGGGGAGGACAGCCAGUGUAUCCCCAGGAACCUGAUGAUGCCUGCAUCUUCCCUGAUGGUGGACCUUGCCCAUCUGGCCCUUGGACUCAGAGGAGAAACUUCGUUUAUGUCUGGAAGACCUGGGGCCAAUACUGGCAAGUUCUAGGAGGCCCAGUGUCUGGGCUGAGCAUUGGGACAGGCAGAGCAAUGCUGGGCACACACACCAUGGAAGUGACUGUCUACCACCGCCGGGGGCCCCAGAGCUACGUGCCUCUCGCUCAUUCCAGUUCAGCCUUCACCAUUACUGACCAGGUACCCUUCUCCGUGAGAGUGUCUCAGCUACAAGCCUUGGAUGGAGGGAACAAGCACUUCCUGAGAAAUCAACCUUUGACCUUUGCCCUCCAGCUCCACGACCCCAGUGGCUAUUUGGCUGGGGCUGACCUCUCCUACACCUGGGACUUUGGAGACAGUACUGGGACCCUGAUCUCUCGGGCACUUAUGGUCACUCAUACUUACCUGGAGUCCGGCCCGGUCACUGCCCAGGUGGUGCUGCAGGCUGCCAUUCCUCUCACCUCCUGUGCCUCCUCCCCAGUUCCAGGCACCACAGAUGGGCACAUGCCAACUGCAGAGGCCCCUGGCACCACAGCUGGUCAAGUGCCUACUGCAGAAGUUGUAAGCACUACACCUGGUCAGGUGCCAACUACAGAGCCCUCUGGAACCACAGCUGUGCAGAUGCCGACCACAGAGGUCAUAAGUACUGCACCUGUGCAGGUGCCAACUGCAAAGGGCACAGGUACUACAUCUGAGCAGGUGCCAACCUCAGAGGUCAUAAGUACCACAGUUGUAGAGAUGUCAACUGCAGAGGCUACAGGUAUGACACCUGCAGAGGUGUCAACUGCAGAGCCCUCUGGAACCACAGUUGCACAGGUAACAACUACAGAGUUGGUGGAGACCACAGUUGGAGAGUUACCCACCCCUGAACCUGAGGGUCCAGAUGCCAGUCCAUUCAUGCCUACAGAAAGUAUUACAGGCUCUCUGAACCUGAUGGAUGGUACGGCCACCUUAAUGCUGGUGAAGAGACAAGUUCCCCUGGAUUGUAUUCUGUAUCGAUAUGGUUCCUUUUCCCUCACCCUGGACAUUGUCCAGGGUAUUGAGAAUGCUGAGAUCCUGCAGGCUGUGCCGUCCAGUGAGGGGGAUGCAUUUGAGCUGACUGUGUCCUGCCAAGGCGGGUUGCCAAAGGAAGCAUGUGUGGACAUCUCAUCACCAGGGUGCCAACCUCCUGCCCAGCGGCUGUGUCAGCCUGUACCACCCAGCCCAGCUUGCCAGCUGGUUCUGCACCAGGUAUUGAAGGGUGGCAUGGGAACCUACUGCCUCAAUGUGUCAUUGGCUGAUGCCAACAGCCUGGCCUUGGUCAGCACCCAGCUCAUCAUGCCUGUGCCUGGGAUUCUGCUCACAGGUCAAGAAGCAGGUCUUGGGCAGGCUCCCCUGUUUGUGGGCAUUGUGCUGGUGUUGAUGGCUGUGGUGCUUGCAUCUCUGAUAUACAGGCACAGACUUAUGAAGCAGGGCUCGGCUCUCCCCACUCCUCAGCUGCCACAUGGUAGCACCCACUGGCUGCGUCUGCCCUGGAUCUUUCGCACUUGCCCCAGUGGUGAGAACAGCCCACUCCUCAGUGGGCAGCAGGUCUGA
This is a messenger RNA of Cynocephalus volans (Philippine flying lemur), 2010 nucleotides long. It is a transcript of the gene PMEL, whose product is annotated as premelanosome protein. The transcript has 11 exons. Gene Ontology annotation, biological process: melanosome organization. Bases 1 to 2010 code for a protein of 669 amino acids. Gene Ontology annotation, cellular component: melanosome; plasma membrane. NCBI's taxonomy places the organism in Eukaryota, Metazoa, Chordata, Mammalia, Dermoptera, Cynocephalidae. The record is from RefSeq and is a predicted model, not a curated record.